GGCCCAGAAAGCCGCAUCGGGAUUCAAAUCCCGGGCGUCCUGGGGCCUUUGGGUCUGAGGCCUUGACUUUUGCCCAGCGGAGGAGGGGGGAAGGGCCCCGGGCACUGCCCUCUCGGCCCCGCCCCUUCCAGGCCCCGCCCCGUUCCCAGCCCCGCAGGUGCAGGCUGACGUCAGGGCCCGGCCCCGCCCCGCGGCGCGCCGGCCCUGUCCGGCGCUGGACCGCAGAGGUGGCCGCACCUGGGUGCUUGGAAGAGGACGGGGAUCCCCGCGUCCCCUCCCCGACUCCCGCUCCGGCUGCCGCCCCCAGACCAUGGCAGCAGUGACCCUGUCGGUGCCCGGGCGGAAGGCGCCGCCCAGGCCAGGCCCGGUGCCCGAGGCGGCCCAGCCUUUCCUGUUCGCACCCCGCACUGGGGGCCCCGGGGGCAGCCCGGGCACGGCGGGGGGUGGCCCGCAGGUGGAGUGGACAGCGCGGCGCCUGGUGUGGGUGCCCUCGGAGCUGCACGGGUUCGAGGCAGCGGCACUGCGCGAUGAGGGCGAGGAGGAGGCUGAAGUGGAGCUGGCUGAGAGUGGCCGGCGGCUGCGGCUGCCCCGGGACCAAAUCCAGCGCAUGAAUCCGCCCAAGUUCAGCAAGGCCGAGGACAUGGCGGAGCUGACCUGCCUCAACGAGGCCUCCGUCCUGCACAACCUCCGCGAGCGCUACUACUCCGGCCUGAUCUACACCUACUCCGGCCUGUUCUGUGUGGUCAUCAACCCCUACAAGCAGCUCCCCAUCUACACCGAGGCCAUCGUGGAGAUGUACCGGGGCAAGAAGCGCCACGAGGUCCCGCCCCACGUCUAUGCCGUGACCGAGGGCGCAUACCGGAGUAUGCUGCAAGAUCGUGAGGACCAGUCCAUUCUCUGCACCGGGGAGUCUGGGGCUGGCAAGACAGAGAACACCAAGAAGGUCAUCCAGUACCUGGCCCACGUGGCAUCCUCACCCAAGGGCAGGAAGGAGCCGGGCGUCCCUACCUCCGUCAGCACCAUGUCUUAUGGGGAGCUGGAGCGGCAGCUGCUUCAGGCCAACCCCAUCCUGGAGGCCUUCGGCAAUGCCAAGACGGUGAAGAAUGACAACUCCUCGCGAUUCGGAAAAUUCAUCCGCAUCAACUUCGAUGUUGCUGGAUACAUCGUGGGCGCCAACAUCGAGACCUACCUGCUGGAAAAGUCCAGGGCCAUUCGCCAGGCCAAGGACGAGUGCAGCUUCCACAUCUUCUACCAGCUGCUAGGGGGUGCCAGCGAGCAGCUCAAAGCUGACCUCCUGCUGGAGCCCUGCUCCCAGUACCGCUUCCUCACCAACGGGCCCUCGUCCUCGCCCGGCCAGGAGCGCGAGCUCUUCCAGGAGACCCUGGCAUCGCUGCGGGUGCUGGGCUUCACCCCUGAGGAGAUCACCUCCAUGCUGCGCACGGUGUCGGCCGUCCUCCAGUUCGGGAAUGUGGUUCUGAAGAGAGAGCGGAACACAGACCAGGCCACCAUGCCGGACAACACAGCUGCACAGAAGCUCUGCCGCCUCCUGGGUCUGGGGGUAACCGACUUCUCCCGUGCCCUGCUCACACCCCGCAUCAAAGUCGGCCGGGAUUUCGUGCAGAAGGCUCAGACCAAGGAACAGGCUGACUUCGCCUUGGAGGCUCUGGCCAAAGCCACCUACGAGCGCCUCUUCCGCUGGCUGGUCCUGCGGCUCAACCGUGCUUUGGACCGCAGCCCCCGCCAGGGCGCCUCCUUCCUGGGCAUCCUGGACAUCGCCGGCUUCGAGAUCUUCCAGCUGAACUCCUUCGAGCAGCUGUGUAUCAACUACACGAAUGAGAAGCUGCAGCAGCUGUUCAACCAUACGAUGUUCGUGCUGGAGCAGGAGGAGUACCAGCGCGAAGGCAUCGCCUGGACCUUCCUGGACUUCGGCCUGGACCUGCAGCCCUGCAUCGACCUGAUCGAGCGCCCGGCCAACCCUCCUGGGCUCCUGGCCCUGCUGGAUGAGGAGUGCUGGUUCCCCAAGGCCACGGACAAGUCAUUUGUGGAGAAGGUGGCCCAGGAGCAGGGAGGGCACCCCAAAUUCCAGCGCCCGCGGCAUCUGCGGGACCAGGCUGACUUCAGCGUCCUUCACUAUGCUGGCAAGGUUGACUACAAGGCCAACGAAUGGCUGAUGAAGAACAUGGACCCCCUGAAUGACAGCGUGGCUGCCCUGCUCCACCAGAGCACAGACCGACUCACGGCUGAAAUCUGGAAAGACGAACAUGGGGGCCUCCAGCAGUUUGCUGCCCUGGGCUCCUUCCCGCCUUCGUCCCCAGGAUCUCCAGGGAGAUGCAGUUCUGCCCUCUCUCCACCAGGGGUGGAGGGCAUCGUGGGGCUGGAGCAGGUGAGCAGCCUGGGGGAUGGACCCCCCGGUGGCCGCCCCCGCCGGGGAAUGUUCCGGACGGUGGGGCAGCUCUACAAGGAGUCCCUGAGCCGCCUCAUGGCCACGCUGAGCAACACCAACCCCAGCUUCGUCCGCUGCAUUGUCCCCAAUCAUGAGAAGAGGGCCGGGAAGCUGGAGCCCCGGCUGGUGCUGGACCAGCUGCGGUGUAAUGGCGUGCUGGAGGGUAUCCGCAUCUGCCGCCAGGGUUUCCCCAACCGCAUCCUCUUCCAGGAGUUCCGGCAGCGGUACGAGAUCCUCACACCCAACGCCAUUCCCAAGGGUUUUAUGGAUGGAAAGCAAGCCUGUGAGAAGAUGAUACAGGCCCUGGAACUGGACCCCAACCUCUACCGUGUGGGACAGAGCAAAAUCUUCUUUCGGGCGGGGGUCCUGGCCCAGCUGGAAGAGGAACGUGACCUGAAGGUCACAGACAUCAUCGUGUCGUUCCAGGCAGCUGCCAGAGGCUACCUGGCUCGCAGAGCCUUCCAGAGGCGCCAGCAGCAGCAGAGCGCGCUGCGAGUGAUGCAGCGGAACUGCGCGGCCUACCUCAAGCUCAGGAACUGGCAGUGGUGGCGGCUUUUCAUCAAGGUGAAGCCCCUGCUGCAGGUAACGCGGCAGGACGAGGUGCUGCAGGCGCGCGCCCAGGAGCUGCAGAAAGUGCAGGAGCUGCAACAGCAGAGCGCCCGCGAAGUGGGGGAGCUCCAGGGCCGCGUGACGCAGCUGGAGGAGGAACGUGCCCGCUUGGCAGAGCAACUGCGUGCCGAGGCUGAGCUCUGCGCCGAGGCCGAGGAGACACGGGGCAGGCUGGCAGCUCGGAAGCAGGAGCUGGAGCUGGUGGUGACAGAGCUGGAGGCCCGGGUGGGUGAGGAGGAGGAGUGCAGCCGCCAGCUGCAAGCUGAGAAGAAGAGGCUGCAGCAGCACAUUCAGGAGCUGGAGACCCACCUGGAGGCGGAGGAGGGGGCACGGCAGAAGCUGCAGCUGGAGAAAGUGACUACAGAGGCAAAGAUGAAGAAGUUUGAAGAGGACUUGCUGGCCCUGGAGGACCAAAAUGCCAAGUUGAGCAAGGAGCGGCGUCUGCUGGAGGAGCGCCUGGCUGAGUCCUCAUCCCAGGCCGCCGAGGAGGAGGAGAAGAUCAAGAGUCUCAAUAAGCUGCGGCUCAAGUAUGAGGCCACCAUCGCAGACAUGGAGGACCGGCUGCGCAAGGAGGAGAAGGGGAGGCAGGAGCUGGAGAAGCUGAAGCGGCGGCUGGAUGGGGAGAGCUCGGAGCUGCAGGAGCAGAUGCUGGAGCAGCAGCAGCGGGCUGAGGAGCUGCGCAUGCAGCUGGGCCGCAAGGAGGAGGAGCUGCAGGCAGCCCUGCUCAGGGCAGAGGAGGAGGGUGGGGCCCGGGCCCAACUGCUCAAAUCCCUCCGGGAGGCUCAGGCCGGCCUGGCGGAGGCCCAGGAAGACCUGGAGGCAGAGCGCGUUUCCAGGGCCAAAGCAGAGAAGCAGCGCCGAGACCUGGGUGAGGAGCUGGAGGCAUUGCGGGGCGAGCUGGAGGACACGCUGGACUCCACCAACGCACAGCAGGAGCUGCGCUCCAAGAGAGAGCAGGAGGUGACGGAGCUAAAGAAGGCUCUGGAAGAGGAAGCGCGUGUCCACGAGGUGGCCAUCCAGGAGCUGCGGCAGCGACAUGGCCAGGCGCUGGGAGAGCUGGCAGAGCAGCUGGAGCAAGCCCGGAGGGGCAAAGGUGCUUGGGAGAAAACCCGCCUGACCCUGGAGACAGAGGUGUCCGAGCUGCGGACAGAGCUGAGCAGCCUGCAGGCUGCGCGUCAGGAGAGUGAGCAGAAGAGGCGCCGCCUGGAGUCCCAGUUGCAGGAGGUGCAGGGCCGGGCUGGUGAUGGGGAGCGGGCCCGAGCGGAGGCUGCGGAGAAGCUGCAGCGAGCCCAGGCUGAACUGGAGAAUGUGUCCGGCGCGCUCAGCGAGGCCGACUCCAAGGCCAUCCGCCUGGCCAAGGAGCUGAGCAGCACUGAGGCCCAGCUGCACGAUGCCCAGGAGCUGCUGCAGGAGGAGACCAGGGCGAAGCUGGCCUUGGGGUCCCGUGUUCGAGCCAUGGAGGCGGAGGCGGCCGGGCUGCGGGAGCAGCUGGAAGAAGAGGCGGCCGCUCGGGAGCGGGCAGGUCGGGAGCUGCAGAGUGCGCAGAUCCAGCUCUCAGAGUGGCGGAAACGUCAGGAAGAGGAAGCUGGGGCACUGGAGGCAGGGGAGGAGGCGAGGCGCCGGGCCGCCAGGGAGGCUGAGACCCUGGCUCAACGCCUUGCGGAGAAGACGGAGGCUGUGGAGCGCCUGGAGCGGGGCCGGCGCCGGCUGCAGCAGGAGCUGGACGAUGCCACGAUGGACCUGGAGCAGCAGCGGCAGCUUGUCAGCUCGCUGGAGAAGAAACAGCGCAAGUUUGACCAGCUCCUGGCGGAGGAGAAGGCAGCGGUUCUGCGGGCAGUGGAGGAACGAGAGCGGGUGGAGGCUGAGGGCCGGGAGCGCGAGGCCCGGGCUCUGUCUCUGACUCGGGCCCUGGAGGAGGAGCAGGAGGCACGGGAGGACCUGGAGCGCCAGAAUCGGGCUCUGCGGGCCGAGCUGGAAGCGCUGCUGGGUAGCAAGGAUGACGUGGGCAAGAACGUGCACGAGCUGGAGCGCGCCUGCAGGGUGGCGGAGCAGGCAGCCAGUGACCUGCGAACUCAGGUGACAGAGCUGGAGGACGAGCUGACGGCUGCUGAGGAUGCCAAGCUGCGCCUGGAGGUGACAGUGCAGGCCCUCAGAGCCCAGCACGAACGCGACCUGCAGGGCCGGGACGAGGCCAGCGAGGAGAGGCGGAGGCAUCUGGCCAAGCAGCUACGGGACGCCGAGGUGGAGCGGGACGAGGAGCGGAAGCAGCGGGCCCUGGCUGUGGCUGCGCGGAAGAAGCUGGAAGCCGAGCUGGACGAGCUGAAGGCGCAGACGGCGGCCGCGGGGCAGGGCAAGGAGGAGGCGGUGAAGCAACUGCGGAAGAUGCAGGCCCAGAUGAAGGAGCUUUGGCGGGAGGUGGAGGAGUCCCGCAGCUCCCGGGAGGAGAUCUUUGCCCAGAACCGGGAGAGUGAGAAGCGCCUCAAAGGGCUGGAAGCAGAGGUGUUGCGCCUACAGGAGGAACUGGCAGCCUCAGACCGCGCCCGACGACAGGCCCAGCAGGACCGGGAUGAGAUGGCAGAUGAGGUGGCCAACGGCAACCUCAGCAAGGCAGCCAUUCUGGAGGAGAAGCGGCAGCUCGAGGGGCGCCUGGGGCAGAUGGAGGAGGAGCUGGAGGAGGAGCAGAGCAAUGCUGAGCUACUGGGUGACCGCUACCGCAAGCUGCUCCUGCAGGUGGAGUCCCUCACCACAGAGCUGUCUGCCGAGCGCAGCUUCUCAGCCAAGGCCGAGAGUGGGCGACAGCAGCUGGAGCGACAGAUCCAGGAGCUACGGGGACGCCUAGGUGAGGAAGAUGCCGGGGCCCGGGCCCGCCAGAAGAUGGUGAUUGCGGCCCUUGAGUCCAAGCUCUCCCAGGCAGAAGAGCAGCUGGAACAGGAGAGCAGAGAGCGCAUCCUCUCAGGCAAGCUGGUUCGCCGAGCUGAGAAGCGGCUGAAGGAGGUGGUUCUUCAGGUGGAGGAGGAGAGGAGGACGGCUGACCAGCUCCGGGACCAGCUGGAGAAGGGGAACCUCCGGGUGAAACAGCUGAAGCGGCAGCUGGAGGAGGCGGAGGAGGAGGCUUCCCGGGCGCAGGCCGGCCGCCGGCGGCUCCAGCGGGAGCUGGAGGACGUCACCGAAUCGGCGGAGUCCAUGAACCGCGAGGUGACCACGCUCAGGAACCGGCUCCGUCGGGGCCCCCUCACCUUCACCACGCGCACGGUGCGACAGGUCUUCCGCCUGGAGGAGGGCGUGGCUUCCGACGAGGAGGCAGAGGGGGCGGAGCCCGACAAAGAGGCCCCACCCCAAGCACCGGAUGUCCCGCCCCAAGCCCCGCCCCAGUGACCCUCAAGGCCCCGGCACCCGCCCCUCGCAGACCCUCUGCCCUGCACUUUGGAGAUGGCCUCCGGCACUUCUUGGAAUUGAGGGACCCCGCCACCCCCACCCAGACCCCGGGCCGGGCCGGGCCGAGCCAGGGCUGGCGCUCUUCUGGAGGGAAGCGGUGUGGUUGGCCCAGGCUCAGCCCUCUGACCUUCCUCAACUGCCACGGGCUCCCGAAGCUGCGGACCGUCAAGGGGGCCUUGACCCCUCUGACGCCCUCCCCGCCCUCCUUUCGCGUGGUACUGUGGUUGCAGACUGGAGUGUUCCCCCUCCCAGCCUGGUGGGGGCGCACUAGCCGAAAUAAACUUCACCCUCCAA
This is a messenger RNA of Perognathus longimembris pacificus (Pacific pocket mouse), 6781 nucleotides long. RefSeq names its product myosin heavy chain 14 (gene Myh14). The record is from RefSeq and is a predicted model, not a curated record. Bases 311 to 6427 code for a protein of 2038 amino acids. Lineage: Eukaryota; Metazoa; Chordata; Mammalia; Rodentia; Heteromyidae. The transcript is spliced from 43 exons. Gene Ontology annotation, cellular component: myosin complex. Gene Ontology annotation, molecular function: ATP binding; actin filament binding; cytoskeletal motor activity.